AUGAUUCACAUGUUGCCAUCACACAGAAAUUUGAACGACGUACAAACUCAUGAAAUCGAUUUGGCGGAGGAUGCUGGAUUAUUUUCUAAAGGAACUUUUGAUUUUAUGAGUCUUCAAGCUGGUGGCCGAGCAAAUUUGGGCUAUACUAAGUUAAAUCAUAAGAACUACCUUCGAACCAAAAGGCAAAAAGCUAUGGGACAAGGAGAAGCAGAUUCUAAGAUGAUAAUAGAUUAUGAGAUUUUUGGAGAUGUGCUUUCAUUUGAUAGUACGUACCAGACAAAUAAAGAGCAUAGACCUUUGGAUAGUUUCGUUGGAUUUAAUAACCAUAGAAAAAUGAUUAUUUUUGGAGGUGCACUAAUGUAUGAUGAGAUUUCAGAAUCUUUUCAGUGGUUGUUCGAAACAUUUCUUAGAGCAAUGUCUGGAAAAACACCAAAAACUCUUUUUACAGAUCAACAUGCUGCUAUGAGUAAGGCCAUCUCAUUCGCCAUUCCUGUAGUUCAUCAUAGGUUGUGUGUUUGGCACAUGGAACAAAAUGCUGCAAAACACCUCAAUCAAGUUUAG
Molecule: messenger RNA, 561 nt
Organism: Nicotiana tabacum (common tobacco)
Lineage: Eukaryota; Viridiplantae; Streptophyta; Magnoliopsida; Solanales; Solanaceae
Product: protein FAR1-RELATED SEQUENCE 5-like
Source: RefSeq, a predicted model, not a curated record